Molecule: messenger RNA, 5420 nt
Organism: Egretta garzetta (little egret)
Lineage: Eukaryota; Metazoa; Chordata; Aves; Pelecaniformes; Ardeidae
Gene: AP3M2
Product: adaptor related protein complex 3 subunit mu 2
Exons: 8
Coding region: 209-1165 (318 amino acids)
Biological process (GO): endocytosis; intracellular protein transport
Cellular component (GO): cytoplasmic vesicle; clathrin adaptor complex
Source: RefSeq, a predicted model, not a curated record
CUUCUUCGAGGCGCAGGAGCGGGCCUCGGAGGCGGAGAACGUGCCGCCCGUGAUCCCCACGCCGCACCACUACCUCCUCAGCGUCUACCGCCACAAGAUCUUCUUCGUGGCCGUCAUCCAGAGCGAGGUGCCGCCGCUUUUCGUCAUCGAGUUCCUGCACCGCGUCGUCGAUACCUUCCAGGAUUAUUUUGGUGUCUGUUCAGAGGUGAUGAUCAAGGACAAUGUUGUGGUGGUUUAUGAGGUGCUGGAGGAGAUGCUGGACAAUGGCUUUCCAUUGGCAACAGAGUCUAAUAUUCUUAAGGAACUGAUAAAACCUCCCACUAUCCUGCGAACAGUUGUCAACACCAUCACAGGAAGCACUAACGUGGGUGACCAGCUUCCUACUGGACAGCUAUCAGUGGUGCCUUGGAGACGUACUGGUGUAAAAUAUACCAACAAUGAGGCGUAUUUUGAUGUGAUUGAGGAGAUAGAUGCAAUCAUCGACAAAUCAGGUUCCACGAUUACUGCUGAAAUCCAAGGGGUGAUUGAUGCUUGUGUCAAGCUGACUGGGAUGCCGGACCUUACUCUCUCCUUUAUGAACCCUCGGUUAUUGGAUGAUGUCAGCUUUCAUCCAUGUGUGCGUUUUAAGCGCUGGGAGUCAGAAAGAAUACUCUCCUUCAUUCCACCUGAUGGAAAUUUUCGCUUGCUCUCCUACCAUGUCAGUGCUCAGAAUCUUGUGGCAAUUCCUGUCUACGUUAAACACAACAUCAGUUUCCGUGAUAGCAGUUCACUGGGACGUUUUGAGAUCACAGUGGGGCCGAAGCAGACUAUGGGGAAGACUGUAGAGGGAGUGAUGGUUACUAGCCAGAUGCCAAAAGGUGUCUUAAAUAUGACCCUCACGCCCUCUCAGGGAACACAUAUCUUCGAUCCAGUUACAAAGUUGCUGUCAUGGGAUGUGGGGAAAAUAAACCCCCAGAAGCUGCCAAGCCUGAAGGGGAGUGUGAGCCUGCAAGCUGGGACAUCAAAACCAGAUGAAAACCCCACCAUUAACCUCCAGUUUAAAAUUCAGCAGCUGGCUAUAUCUGGACUGAAGGUGAAUCGCUUGGACAUGUAUGGGGAGAAGUACAAGCCCUUCAAGGGGAUAAAAUACAUGACUAAGGCUGGCAAGUUCCAAGUCCGAACCUAGAGGAUCCUGAUAGCGAGGAAGAGCACUUUCCUGUUUCUCCUGUCCCUGGCUGUUGCAUGCAGCCUCUUACCCCAUCCAUCUGUUUAGGGUUGCUCCCUUGCCUGUAGUAGCAUGAGCAGGAGAUCCAGUGCUUAGGGUGCUGGGGAGCAGGGAAAAGUAAGGUUGACCUGAAACCAACUCAUCCCUAGCUGAGUCUGAAGUAUUUGGAACAGUGGCAGAUGGGAGAGGUGUUCAGGUCCCUUGGGAUUAGCGAGUCAGCUAUGGAAGCUUGUAUCACCUUCAUUUUGCUGUCUUAAAGGAAAUUCUAGGGCUUUAUUGCCUUUUGUAACUCCUCUUCCUUAUAUUUUGGUUGGCUUUGUAGAUGAUACAAAGUUGAAUUUCCACAAACUUCAACUCCAGUGUGAUGGUCUGACAUCUGCCCUUCUCCAUCAUUGGGCAUUAGGGUUCUUGGCAGCAGAGAUAUCAUCUAGCUAUUCUGCCUCAAAGGGACUGGAAGAAGUGGAAAGGCAGAUUGUCCCACCCAGGAUGGGACGUUAAGAAGCCUGAGAUUGGGCAUGGUGCCACAGAGGGAGGAAGGGAAGUGGAUGCUUUUUCUAGAUAUUUCAUAAGCCAUCUUGGUCAUCACGUAUUUUGAAUCUCUGGAGAUAGACUGGAAACCCAUUCAAAUGUUAGUAUGGUACCCUAUGAAGGGUGCAUAAUCUUGUAACUGAUGGGUGGUGACAUCUGAAUAUAAUUCUGCCUCUCUUCUUAUUUCAUCAGUAUUUGAAGGUAGGGAUGAUUCCCCUAGCUUCUUUGGGGAGUCAGGGAAGAGACAGAGAGGCAGGAGAAUUUUUGUGGAGACAUAGCACUGAUGGAAACUGAAGCUGUGGCUAAAUGAAGAUGAUCACUAUCCUAGUACCUUGUUGGAACCUCUUUUUGUCUCUGCCUGCCUAUUACAAAUGAAGGUGAUACUGCCGUUCUCCUGCUCACUGAUUUCUGUCUUUGAGAUAAUUGUGUCCUGGUACCUUUGUAGUGUUCCUGGCUGUCCUACCUCAUUCCAGUUCCUGUAUCAACCAGCUGCUGUGCAGGUGGGUUCAAGCUUACGCUGGAUUUUUCACUGGGACCAUCUCUUCUGCAGGAGCUGUUGCUGCAUUUGCCCAUUCCAGUCCAUGCUGCAUAUCUCUGUACAGCAUAAAUAUGAAAUGAGAGGCAUCUGCACUGUUCAGUAUCAUCUGUAAUGUGCUCUUUGGCCACUAGAUGCCAAUGUGUUUUCUCUGUGGCAGCAGAACUUGUCCCUAAGCUGCUGCACAUGUGACUACAGCAUGUCAGGUGGCUGUGGAGUCCAGCAUGUGCAGUUCAUGGUUGUGAAAAGAACAAGGUGACCCUAAAUGAAGGAUAACAUACAUCCUGGUUUGCAUGUGAUGGAUACUUGCAGUGGCAUCUUGCACUGGAACUUGCAAUUCCAAAAGCAACUGAUGCAUGCCAUAGCAGGUGGCCUUACUGCUGAGCAUGUUCAGUGCAAAUACAACCUUCAGCAAGGGCAUCAAUAAAAUUCAUUUUUACAUGUCAUCUGCGUCAUUUCAGAGUGGUUUGUGUGGGCUUCACAAGAAAUACAGCUGGUAUUGAGGAGGAAGGUAAAUUAUGCCAGUUGGAUUGUGGCUAGAGGGUGCCUUAGGCAGAUAAUUGUCUUUAUGCAAUUGGGAUUGUAAGAUUGGGACUAAGUCACUGUCUGAAAAGCUAAAAUUAAUUACUUUCUCGGUAAUUUUUCUUAGUGUUUUCCCAGAGGAGUGCUAAGCUCUUCCUAGAACCUCAGUGAAACUGUGUCUUUAAGAAUGCAGCUGAAUCAUUUUUGUUUACUAGGUAGGGUUUUCGGUAGCAGACUAAGGGCUGUGCUUUAAUUAUGAAGACAAUGAAAUCCUCUUCACCUUCCUGUUUGUCAAGUACUGAUAUUGUCCUUUGGCUUUGUAGCUUUGUUUUUUUUAAAGUAUCUUUUCUUUCCUGCUAAAGUGAUUCAUGUUACUCGAGAUCUUGAAAGGCUUCUUAAAUGUAUAAGGGUGUGUGACCCUUUCUGUAUCAGUCUGAGAUGGCUGGAAGUUCUUAUGGAAAGAAAGAUGAAGCAGGGCAGAAGGAAGAAGCAGGGAGCAACAUCAGUGAGAUAACUGGGUAGAUGAUGAUGUAAGGAGUUUUGGGGGGAGAUGUGAGGUGUGCCCGUGUACUUCAGUUACAAUAAAUGUUGAUGUUGACUCAGGUUCUGAAAGAAUUGAAUAUGACAACAUCAACUGCAAAGUGAGAAGAAAGAUGAGGCAAGCAGAUGGCAGUCAUUAUUGUCCAAGACCUUGCCUCAAGAUGGUGCUACUGUGUGUUGGAAGAGGACAAGUACAGGGGAAAAAACAGGGUAAGAAGAGGAAAAGCUGAUGUCGUAGAGAUGGAAACUAUCUUGGGGACUUUUAUCAGGGAGGGAUGUAAUGGGUAAACACACCAGAGAAAUGCAGUUAAAUGCACUGAGCUAGGUGGCAGCAACUUUUGAGAAAUGAAAUGCAAGAAGUAAGGCUGGAGAACGUAAUUACAAAAUGAGAGAUAAAGAAGCAUUUGGAAAAUUUUUGAGUUGAUUCUGGGCCCUUCUUUAAGUCAGCUGCAGAGAAGAUGUCACAGAAGGCAGACCAGGAUGGAAGAAGUAACCAGUGCGGAGUUGGCAGCCAAGGCUUGUGUAGCUCUCUCAUCACACUGGGUAUUUCACACAAGGGUAUUUUCAAGGACCUGGUAACAGCUGUGAUGUAAAGCUGUUCUCUGCAACUUGUAUUUUUGUAGGAUGUAUUUUUCUAAUAUAUGUCAGUAUCAGGUGUGGUUCAAUUACAUUUUAUUGGUGGCUGUUAGAUCACAUCAAGCUCAAAUAAUGUAUUUAACAGACUGAAUUGUGAAACAGAAGUUGUGUUCCUGAGGACACUUACCUGUGUUAGUCAUUGGAACAGUUUUGGGUGUUUUACAGGCUGCAAAUAUUUGGCAGGCUUGUGAAUGCCAGGACAGUGAGGCACAGCAGCACUUAGAAAUGGGUUUAGGGGAGAGGAAUGGAAAUUGUCUUUUUCUCGAGGUUAAUACAUAAUAAAAUACAAUUAACAACAACAAAAAACCACACUAAAAACCUGAACUGUGACUUACUUUUAGUAAACAUUUUUGGGUUUUUUUCCCCUUCCACUGGCUGGAAUAUGGGACUCAUUGCUGAAGCUAACUGGACUUACACCACUGUUUCUCUGAGGACAUUAGAGAACAUCUCUUUGAGGUCCUAAGCUGGUAGCUAGAAAGAAAUGGACCAUUUGUAAAGUUGCCGUUUACAAAACCCAUCUGAGGAAGUAACGAGCAUCCUUACCAAAUCUCUCCUCUGUACUUACUUAUAUAAGCCUCUCUACUUGACUAGAGGCUGUGCUAGUAGAACAUCAGAGAGCUCCUUACAACUGUGAGAGUAAAACUUCUUGAGUUACAAAGCUUGAAUUUCUCAAAUACAAGACUAGUUUUCUAGCUACAAUGCCCAAUUGAUACUAAACUCCUUUUGUAGCCUCAAUGUAAUUUUUUCUUUUUGUCAAACAGCAGUCACACCUGCUUUCUCUUAUUUUAUAAAACAAUCGGACGAGAGAAUCUCCCGAAGAGGCUUAACUCUUAGGAGGUGCAUAGAUAACACUUUACAUCACAUGGCAACUGCAAUGCAAGUAAGUAAUGCUUGAUUACUGAGAUUCUAGUUUACGGUGACCUGGCUGUACCUGUCCUGGUUCUGUUAAAGGACAAAUGAAGCCUUGUGACAUUUGACUUGAUCUUUACUCAUGAAUGUAAACCUAGCAGGCACCUAAAACUAUUAUUAUACUUGUCCUUUGUUCUGUUCUCUGCGCUAAAGAGAGCUCUUGCUUUCGUAUCAGAUGAUAACGCACAGAAAUGUAAUAGUCAAAAAGCAGUGUGUUGAUUCUGUGGCAGAUAAGGCUGGUGUUAAGAUUUUUACCUAUUCCAUACUUAUUUAAAUAUUUAGUUCCUAGCAGGAGGAAAAGCAAGUGGAAGAAUAGAAUGUCCUAACAAACAUGCCAUCCUGUAUUUGCUCAGAGAGUUUUAGCUCAGAUUCAGUUAAUGAACAAGUUCCAAACUGAAAAAGCAAGUAGUAUAUUGAUACGGAAAUAAGCAGCCCAUGCCUACAGUUUUGCUUUUUCUAUUGGAGUCAAGCUGAAACCAGCUUAAGUAACCAAAGUGAAAUGGUGUAAGGACAGAGCUUAAGCCUGACUGGGAUGUCUUCCAAAUU